CCUGUCUUCGUCUUUGAUAAAAUUAAUCAUGUCUUUCAAACUGUUCCUGCUGGUGUUAACGGUAGCUUUGUUUGUGACAAUGCCUGUCAAACCUGUAAAUGGCUCGGCUGUUCUUAUUUCCGAUAUGACAAUGUCUGUUAUGGUGGAAUUAUCAUCGCGCUAUCCAUUUUGUAAAAUGCACACCGAUCGAGGUGACAUACAACGUAUGCUGCUGCAAGCUGAUCCCAGGCGUAUACGACAAGUGCCACGAGAAUCGGUAAUGGAAUUGGAAGAUGUAUGCCGAAAUUCUGGUUCGCAUGGUCAUGAAUUCCGUGGUGGCUUGGGUUUUAUUUAUCCUGGAACAAAGUGGUGUGGACCAGGCACUGCUGCAACGAAUUACAAUGAUUUGGGCGUCCAUGUCGACGAAGAUCGUUGCUGUCGUGAACACGACCACUGUCCGAAUGUUUUAAAUGUUGGCGAAUGUAGACGUGGUCUUUGCAAUACUGGUACAUUUACUCGCUCCCAUUGUGAUUGUGAUGCACGAUUCCGACGCUGUCUUCAAUCGCUUAAUACAGAAACUGCAAAUACAUUGGGCGCCAUUUUCUAUAACGUUGUCCAGGUCACCUGCUUCCAGGAACGCAGUCCAUGUUCGGUUCAUCAAAGAGCUGGCUACAAUCAAACCGAACAGGAUGAAAUUUGUGCACAAUGGCAAUAUCAACCCUCCGAAAAAUAUGUACCCAGUGCACCAGGUCGUACAUAAGUCAACAAAA
Musca vetustissima is the source of this 749-nucleotide messenger RNA. Its product is annotated as acidic phospholipase A2 PA4. NCBI's taxonomy places the organism in Eukaryota, Metazoa, Arthropoda, Insecta, Diptera, Muscidae. Gene Ontology annotation, biological process: arachidonate secretion; phospholipid metabolic process. The record is from RefSeq and is a predicted model, not a curated record. The transcript has 6 exons. The coding region runs from base 29 to 739 and encodes 236 amino acids.